This is a messenger RNA of Aspergillus mulundensis, 1629 nucleotides long. RefSeq lists its product as uncharacterized. NCBI's taxonomy places the organism in Eukaryota, Fungi, Ascomycota, Eurotiomycetes, Eurotiales, Aspergillaceae. Bases 1 to 1629 code for a protein of 542 amino acids. The record is from RefSeq and is a predicted model, not a curated record. The transcript is spliced from 3 exons.
AUGCCUCGUCGUCGACACGGGCGCCGUUCUUCCUCUUCGGAAUCUGAAAGCGACGAUUACUCAGAGACCGACCUCUCCAUAAUGGAGGGAGCCCGCAGACACGUUAGGAGACGAUCUAUCUCCCGUACCCGCUACGGCCCCAGCUCAACCACCUACCUAAGCCCCCACGGGCAUCUCUACGAAGACGUCCACAUCAAACGUUCAGCUUCAACCGGUGCCCGCCGCGACCGCGAGCGUCAACGGGAGAAAGAGAGAGACCGUGAGCGGGACAGAGACCACCGAGAUCGCGAGCGAAUUGACCGCAUCCAGCCCCAGCCAUCGACCGUCAUCGUCGACAUCAAGAACGACUCCCGCAACACAAGCUCCAACAAGAACCGCAAGCAGCACCGUGAGUCGGCCUCCCAUAACCUCGAAGAGAACUAUAUAGACCCCUACGAGGAAGAAAUCGAUGAGGCGGCCAUCCGCCGUCGUCAACGGUCUAGGGCACGUGCUGCUACGACUAGCGUCUCCCACUCCCGCGAUGCAUCGCCCUUCCACGCUCCUGCCCGCGACUAUGACCUCGUCAUCGACCAGCGGCUGCUGGAGAAGAACGACCAACGCCAGGACCUUGAGCUCCUACGUCAGCAGCAGGAGAUCGAGCGGCUCGAGCGGAAGCUUCAUCGCCAUCGUGACCGUAACGAGCAGACGGAGAUCCGCAUCGUGAAAGAGGAGGAGCAUGAUCGCUACGAAGAUGACAUGACUGAUAGACUACGGCGGCUGCAGCGGUACGAGGAACAGGAGCGCCUAGAGGAGGAGAAGCGCAAGGCCGAGCGUCGGUACAGGCUGCACCGGCUGGAACAGGCCGAACGCGAGGCCGCCGAGCAGGAAGAGGUGCGUCGGAAAUUGCGUCAUGAGCAGCUUGUUGAGCUGCAGAAGAAGAUCGAAGAGGAGGAGGAGAAGGAGCGGAUCAAGAAGGAGAUCCGUGAUGAGGAGGCACGCAUUGCCCUUGCCGAGCAGGAGAAGAAAGCCAAGGAGGCGAGGAUGAAGGCCGCUGCUGUGGAGGAGUGGAGGCUCCAGCAGGAGCGUGCUGCCAUUGCGGCACGGGAGGCCGCAGAGAAGCGCGAUAAGGAGUUUAAGGAGCGUCUGCGUCUUGAGUUCGGGAUGACGCCGGAGGAGUUUGCAGACUUCAUGAAGAAAAAGGACAAGCAGGAGGAGAAGAAGGAAGAAAAGAAAGAGGAGAAGAAGCAAGAAAAGAAGGAAGAGAAAAAGGAGGAGAAGAAGGAGGAGAAGAAGAAGGAGAUCAAGGAAAUAGUCGACCACAGGUCUGCUUGGAUCAAGGUCAAUCGGAAAUAUCUCCUCCCCGAAACUCUAGACGCAUUCCGCCUCCCCUGGAAGUGGGACGAGGACGACGGCAACUUCCUCGUGAUCAUGACCUGGAUCGACGAAGACCUGCAAGACGAACUCUUCGCGCACACACGCCGCAUCCGCGAGCGCCACGCCCACGAGCGUGAGCGCUCCGAACGCAAGAUGAUCACCGAGACCUCCAACACGCUGACCGAGCUCCGCAUCAACGACCGCGAUAAGGACCGCAUGUACCUCGUGCGCAAGAAGAGUCCCGGCCGGAAAAGGCUUUUCUUCACGGGGAUUUAA